AUGAAUGCCCGUACAUUGUGCUGCACGGCACGAUCGACGUCAUCACCGAGACAAUUUCUUCCAUGCAUGGAGUAUAAAUGCAGAAGAGGAGCACGAGUCCGCGAAGACCCAGCGAGUCAUGUUGAGAAUUUGAGCAUUUUUGGCAGUUUGUCCAGCUCACAGAACAAGCUCGGAGCUCGCGGUAGGCAGCCAUGGCCGAGGAGGCCGCGCCCCACGUUCUCCUCAUCUGCUACCCGGGCCAGGGCCACAUCAACCCCAUGAUCCGCCUCGCCAAGCGCAUCGCGUCCAAGGGCCUCCUCGUCACCUGCUCCUCCUCCAGCAUCGUCCGCGACAAGCUCGCCGCCGCCUCGGGGGUGUCGGCUGGCGGCGACGGCGUGCUCGUCGGCCGCGGCCGCAUCCGGUUCGACUUCCUGGACGACCACUUCGACGGGACGGAGCUGGACCUGCACAACUUCCUGCGGCACCUCGAGACGACCGGGAGGCUGGCUCUGGCCGGCCUGCUCGGCCACCAGGCGGAGGCAGGGCGGCCGGUGGCGUGCAUCGUCGGGAACCCGUUCCUGCCGUGGGCGACCGACGUCGCGGCCGAGGCCGGCAUCCCCUCGGCGGUGCUGUGGGUGCAGUCGUGCGCGGUGUUCUCCAUCUAUUACCAUUUCGUUCACGGGCUCGCGGAGUUCCCGCGCGAGGACGACCCCGACGCGCGGUUCGCGCUCCCGGGCCUCCCGGCGCUGUCCGUCGCCGACGUGCCGUCGUUCCUGCUCGCGUCGCACCCGUACAAGGUACUCGGCGACACCAUCCAGGACCAGUUCCGCAACAUGGGCAAGGCGUCGUGGGUGUUCGUCAACUCCUUCGCGGAGCUCGAGCGCGACGUGAUCGCCGCGCUCCCGGGCAUCAGGCCGCGCCCGCCGCAGCUCAUCCCCGUGGGCCCGCUCGUCGAGCUCGGGGGGCAUGACGACGACGGCGGCGUUGCGGUGCGCGGCGACCUGAUCAGGGCGGCGGACGACUGCGUCGGGUGGCUGGACGCGCAGGCGCCGCGGUCCGUCGUGUACGCGUCGGUCGGGAGCAUCGUGAUGCUCCCCGCAGAGGCGGUCGCCGAGAUGGCGCACGGGCUCGCGUCCUCCGGCCGGCCCUUCCUGUGGGUGGUGCGGCCGGACACCCGCGCGCUGCUCCCGGAGGGGUUCCUGGACGCCGCCGCCGGUCGCGGCAUGGUGGUGCCGUGGAGCCCGCAGGACCGCGUGCUGGCGCACGCCGCCGUCGCGUGCUUCCUCACGCACUGCGGCUGGAACUCCACGCUCGAGACGAUCGCCGCCGGCGUGCCCGUGGUCGCCUUCCCGCAGUGGGGCGACCAGUGCACGGACGCCAAGUUCCUGGUAGACGUGCUCAAGAUGGGCGUCCACCUCCGCGCCCCGCUGCGGCGGGAGGGUGUGCGGGAGGCCGUGGAAGCAGUCACUACGGGGCCAGAGGCCGGCGCCAUGCUCGCCAACGCCAGGUCGUGGAGCGCGGCGGCCCGGGCCGCGGUGGCGCCAGGUGGGUCGUCGGACCGGCACGUGCAGGCGUUCGUCGACGAGGUAUCGCGGCGAGCGCGUGGAGGGCGAGCAGAAGCAUCUACGUUUAGUUAACGGACGAACCAUACCUUAAUUACCAUGUUCCUGUGGGUUAGUCGUGGUAAGCGUGGUGAAUACUGAAAAUAAUAAAGGGAAAUAAUCAAGACAGGCACUAUCGUCUCAUACUCACCGUAUGAACGAAUUUUUGUGUACUCUUCCAUCAAAUGAACGUAUUUGGAACCUUCGAUCGUCAA
This is a messenger RNA of Panicum hallii, 1795 nucleotides long. Its product is annotated as gallate 1-beta-glucosyltransferase-like. NCBI's taxonomy places the organism in Eukaryota, Viridiplantae, Streptophyta, Magnoliopsida, Poales, Poaceae. Bases 192 to 1616 code for a protein of 474 amino acids. The record is from RefSeq and is a predicted model, not a curated record. The transcript has a single exon. Gene Ontology annotation, molecular function: UDP-glycosyltransferase activity.